This is a messenger RNA of Strongylocentrotus purpuratus (purple sea urchin), 1045 nucleotides long. Its product is annotated as calmodulin-alpha. The record is from RefSeq and is a predicted model, not a curated record. NCBI's taxonomy places the organism in Eukaryota, Metazoa, Echinodermata, Echinoidea, Camarodonta, Strongylocentrotidae. Gene Ontology annotation, molecular function: enzyme regulator activity; calcium ion binding. The coding region runs from base 138 to 614 and encodes 158 amino acids. The transcript has 6 exons.
CAUACAUGGUCCCUUCUAAUUAGUGUUCGGUACAUAUUCUAUCCGCCAUUGCUCAACUGUAAUCAUACAGCGGGGGGUUUGUAGCCAGACCAGUUUCCACCUUUCAUAUCGCAACUGACUUCACAAUCAAAGAGAUUAUGGCUGAUCAACUCACUGAAGAGCAAAUAGCAGAAUUCAAAGAGGCUUUCUCCCUUUUUGACAAGGAUGGUGAUGGCACCAUAACAACCAAGGAGUUGGGUACUGUGAUGAGAUCACUUGGUCAGAACCCUACUGAGGCUGAGCUUCAAGACAUGAUCAAUGAAGUGGAUGCUGAUGGUAAGCUGCUUAGUCAAUCUGGAAGAUGUAACGGAACAAUCGACUCUCCUGAAUUCCUGGCGAUGAUGGCAAAGAAGAUGAAGGAUACAGACAGCGAAGAAGAUAUCAGAGAAGCUUUCAGAGUCUUCGACAAGGAUGGCAACGGUUAUAUCAGUGCUGCCGAGCUACGUCACGUGAUGACAAACAUUGGUGAAAAUUUGACGAUCGAAGAGGUCGAUGAAAUGAUCAGGGAAGCCGACGUUGAUGGUGACGGCCAGGUCGAUUAUGAAGAAUUCGUCACUAUGAUGACCUUCAAGUGAAAGUCUUGGUGAUGAUGAGGGUGAUAAAGAUGAUGAUGAACGUUACGGAUUCUAAUUUCAACUUAAAAGUUCACAAUUUUCUUCUUCCUGCUGGACUCCAUUGGAAUAGGAUGUUGUGGCUACCAUUUUAUAUUACUACUAUUAAAACAAUCACCUUGGUAUAUCAAUGUACAUGUAUAUUCAAAUAAUGUCUACAGUCAUAAUUAUUGAAGAAUUGUUAAUAGCAACUUAAAACCUCGUCGAUUCAAUUGGCUUUUUGUCAAGAGGACGCUUUUGAUUUUUAUCCGUUCUGUUUCUCUUUAGAGCUUCGUAAACCAGAAUAUUUUUUUGUGCAAUUUGUACAACAUUCAUGACUUUGAUGUUUAAUGUUUACGUUUAUUGUGUUUUAUAUUAGGCUACCCAUUAAUGUGUUGUUGUUGUUGUUUUAGUCU